Messenger RNA from Adelges cooleyi (spruce gall adelgid), 1659 nucleotides. It is a transcript of the gene Syngr, whose product is annotated as synaptogyrin. The coding region runs from base 150 to 806 and encodes 218 amino acids. The transcript has 5 exons. Gene Ontology annotation, cellular component: neuromuscular junction; synaptic vesicle membrane. Lineage: Eukaryota; Metazoa; Arthropoda; Insecta; Hemiptera; Adelgidae. The record is from RefSeq and is a predicted model, not a curated record.
CGGCCAAAGCUUUCCGCUACUGCGUUGAUAAUACGCCAUCCGCGUAAACAACAAACAACUCUGAAUAUAGUUGGUGUGGUUCAACUAUUAUUUUUCAGUUUUCCAACGAUCCCGCGCUACUGCUUUGUGGUGCCGACUCAAAAUUGGAAAUGGACACUGGCCCGCAAGCAUACGGGGCUGGCAAGGUCGGCGGAGCGUUCAACGUGCAGAAUUUCGUCCGCAAGCCUCAAGUGUUCGUCAGACUAUUGUCGUUGCUAUUCGGUUUGAUCGUAUACUUUUGUGUGUCGUCCGGCUCAUGGACUGUAGACAAGAACACUGGUGAAGAGAUUUGUAUGUUUAACCUGAAGAAUUUCGGGUGCCAUAUAGGCGGUGUCGUUGGAUUUACAUCGGUAAUCGGAGCGGUUGUAUUCGUCGGCGGUGAAUACUACUUUGAAAAUGUGCCUUCGGUAAAGAGUCGCAAGCAUUACGUUCUUCUCGACCUUGGAUUUUCAAGUCUUUGGGCGUUUUGGAAUUUCUUGCUCUUCUACUACCUGUCCAGUUCCUGGAGCGAUACUCCCGAAUUCCCCGAGUCAAUAAGCACUGCCAAUCCUACAACUGCCGUUUAUUUCACAUUGUUCGCCAUAUUUUCUUGGGCUGCUUCGGCGUACUUUGCUUACCAGAGAUACCAGAUGGGAGUUGACCCAGCAUUCGUAUCGUCCUUUGAAGCCGAUCAGUUUGGAGGAUACGACGAAGCACAAAACAACUCUAGCCACGAAUCACCGUUUAACAAACAGAUUUCAGGAGAAUACCAAAAUCAAGCCUAUUAGAUUCAAAAAACUCUUCCGAAGCGAAACUGAAUAUACCUGCAUAGGUUUACUAACAAGAAGAAAUAUACUUUUUAGUUAUUAAUAAUCAUAUAGUCAUUAAUAACAACCGGGGUGUUGCCGAAAUCGUUAACAUUUCUACUUAAACAUUUAAAAAAAAAAAUAUGCGUUUUAAAUUAUAAAACGGUUUAAAACGGUAUCAAACUUGUAAAUUCUUACAACUCAAAUUGCGUUGCUCGACAAAGCAAUAGACUUUCCUUAAUUUUUAAUUGGCAAAACUAACACUACUAUACAUUUUUUAAUUAUUAUAUAACAAAAGUAAUAAGUAUAUAAUAUAUACUAAUAUAUAUAUUAAUAUUUUCAAUCAUUAUAAUUGUUAUUACUGUCCACUUUAUUUAAACUAAGUAUAUAUACGAUUAUUAUUAUAUUACAAAUAGAUAAAUAAUAAAAUAAUAACUAUAGUGUUAUAAACAGUACUUUUUUUUAUGUUUUAACAAGUAUAAUAAAUUAUAAUACUUAUAAUAUAUUUUAUCUCGAGGAAAGUUUGAAGUAGUAUUGUGGCGCUGAUAAAGGAAAAUCGUAUAGUAUGUAUAAAAUAUUAUGUUAUAUAGGUGAAUUAUCAUUGUACAAUAAUACUAAUAUUGACUGGUGAAAAAAAUAUCUAUAUCUAAGAGCUUUUAAUUAAUGUUGUAUGCAUUUAUAUUUUUUUGGCGUUAUUUAUAUAAAUCAUAUUGUCAUGUAACAUAACUACUAAAGCUGAUAAAUUCGGUUUAAUCGUAAACUAUUAUAUAAAUAUUUAUGAUAGAGUUAAAAUUCAAUCAUGUUAAACAACAACAAAAGCUGUGUUGAUAUUUUA